This is a messenger RNA of Amoebophrya sp. A120, 1300 nucleotides long. NCBI's taxonomy places the organism in Eukaryota, Dinophyceae, Syndiniales, Amoebophryaceae. The record is from the annotation of a GenBank genome assembly.
AACUUGUGUAGUCACCCGCGAGGGUCUCCUCUAUGGUCUUCCGCCGAGUGUUCAACUUCAACAUCAACCUUAACACCGAAAAUUUCAAGUAUUAAAAUGGACUGCGUUUGGGAAGACGAGGUCAGCGAGUCGGCUUUCGUCGUCAGAGCCGCGGCCGCUGUGUUGAGGAAUGAUGUAGCAGCAAAGGAACUGGCAGUUAUGGAAGGGGCUAGCACACCGAUUCAUUCCAGUUCUUGCAGUUUUGGCCCUAGUUCUGUCGGUGGACCACGGGCAUCUUCACACCAACAAACCGUCCAAAUCGACCCAGAUCGCCUGGCAGCCCACGGGUACGUGAAGACACGUAUGCACGCACACACGGAGAAGACACUGCACGGCCUUCUAGCCGCUGAACUGAAAUACAUGGGCGGGGGCGGGCCACAACAGGAAAUUAAGGAGGUCGGCAGGAGCACCGUCGAUGCCACGACGAAAAGCAGCAGCGCAGCAGGCUCUGCCCCUGGACCUGAUGGUGGUCAUCAAGAGCAUCUGCAGGCGGCAUCUUCACAUUCGUGGGAGGAUGACGAGCGUCCGCGCUUCUGAGGAUUGCCUUGGUACUGCUUUCAGGAGGGAAUGACGCCCUACGUACCAAAGUAACGAGUACUCAACUACUUUAUCUUACUCCUACCUUCCUGCUGUUCAUAGGCUGCAAGUACAACAAGAAAGUCAGCUGCAGACAAGUCUUUGGAACAAAGCACAAACGGAAAGGCGUUUAUUUUUGCUCCACCUUCUUCAUUACCAAUACUGAGAGACGGCAGAAUGAAAACAUGCAAUUUUGUCGUGACGCUACCUGUCCCUGUGCGAACGAAGACGCGUGCUCCUGUAAUGCCAUCGCUUCAUCAUCAUCAUCUCGAGGCUGCUGCGCGCUUUUCUAUUUCAUUUGUACGCAAGGGUGGCUGAUUUUAUGCAUAUUUCUGCAACGCCAAGGCCAACGUAGUGCUAUGUACGCAAAAUGAAUGCUCUGACUGAAUGAAAAUGAAUAUGUCAAUAGGUGGGGAUUGCAACGUGUAAGAUAGAUGUGACAAGUCGCAAAUGAAAUGCGAAUGGCUUUCUUGAAUGAUGCUCAAGACAAAAACAUAGGAUACAGAAAGAUGAAGAAGUAGGGCGGAAACACAUUGCGAAGUGGGCACCAGCACUUAGUACACUUCUCCAAAGUGAAAGUCAGAGUUGUGCUAUUGACACGGUUGUAUGCAAAUGCCACUGAAAGUAGAAAUUCGAAAUUGCAACCAAAACAACUCGUUGUCGUCGUGCUAGAAGAGUGAAGCCG